This is a messenger RNA of Paramecium octaurelia, 1723 nucleotides long. The record is from the annotation of a GenBank genome assembly. Lineage: Eukaryota; Ciliophora; Oligohymenophorea; Peniculida; Parameciidae.
UAUAUGUCUGAAUUCGUCUGCUUUGUAGUAGAAGGAUAAACUCAUUACAUUGAAGCUAGCAAGUGUUUGAGCAUGACUCUCCAAACUGAGAAAAAAGGGCUUGUAAGCAGAUUAAUCUUAUGAAAAGGUGUAUACUGCCACAAUGCCAAAAUGGUUAACGAUGGAAGCUUUCUCAGUUUUCCAAUAGUUCCUCAACAAUUAACUGGAUAUUCAGAAAAAAUACACUGAUUAAACUCUACAAAGACUAUUGUGGUUAGGAGAUCAUUUGUAGAUGGAAUUCUUUUAAGAGACUGUCAUUCGCGAUCUCAUUUUAGACAGAGUAAGUGUUUAAAAUUGCAUUUUGUUUUUAAAUGAGGCAUUCAAAAAGUUGAAAGCAUGCGAAGUAAGAAUCUAAUUUAAUUCAGGAUUCCCCAGAAGUAUGGUAUCAGAUGUUGAAUGUGUGUAUGAACUUCACAGCAAGAAAUUUACUAUUAAUAUAUUAAUCCAAUCCAAUUGAUCUCAACAAGAUCAACUAGAAGGUCAUUGAAGAGAUAUUAGAAAGAGCAUUGAAACACUAUCGCAAAAAGAACAAUCCUGAACUCCUGCAAAUAGUAUAAAAGAUAAGGAAUUGCCAAGACAUAGUUUAAAUAAUUACUUAAUAAAAAUAAACAGUGUUGGCCAAGAAGAUCAACUAUCAAACUCAUCCCAGUAUUAAUUGGAAGUUAUCGAAUCUAUCAUCCAUUAUCAACAAAGAAACCUAAUAGUUUAAAUUUUCAGAUUUCACAUGGAAAUUAGUGGCAAAGAUGGAGGAUAAAGUCUUGAAAAUUUAUCUUAAAUUAGAAGAUAUUGAUCCUGAAUUGAAUUUGAGAAUCAUCGCACUUUAUUUCUAAUUGCAGCUUUCACAAUUUGGUCUAGAGCCAUUGAAGUUAGUCAAUUUAGUAGCCAGCAAAGGAAAUAAAAUUCUCCUAUGUGAAUUCAAUGGUAUAUCAUUAUUCACUAAACCAUAGAUCUAAAUAAGUUUGACUAACAGAAGUUGGAAUUUACAGUAUAUCUGAAUACUGAUCAAGUAUUGACUUUGUGUUUAAAUCAUCUCUAUUACAACUUGAAUCCUACAUACAAUCUAAGUAAGCUGGAUCUAGAUGAUUGUCUGAUUCUACUAGCUGCUACUCCUUAAGUAUAACAAGCCUAAGAGAAGUCAUUCUAGCUGCUCCUAGAAUUCGGUAUUUUUAUAACACAAUAUUGAUUAGUGCCUUAGUUAAAUCCAAAUGAUUACGAAAAAUGCAUCAAUUAACUCAACUUGUCCUUGAUGAAUACUGAAUUCUUAAUGAAAUAUGUCAAGUGCCCCUUAAACCAGUUUAUUCAAUAUGAAUUAGACAAGAGACAACCAUAACAAUAGAGAUCUUAUUCUGUUUCUAAGGAUUCAAAGAGCUCUUCAAGAAUCUUAAGAUAGGUUAGUGCAGGAGGAAGCAAGAAUGAUAAAUCAGGAGAUUAGUUAGUAAAUCGCAGUUAAAGCAGCGAAAAAUUACAUAAUGAAAUGCCAAUCAAUAAGUUGCAAUAAUUAAAGAGAACCCCAAGUCAACAAAGAUUUGAAUAACAAUAAAUAGUUAAUAGUGGAAUAAGCAAUUAAUCUGCAUUAUAUUCUCGGAAACAAUUAUUUGAUGAGAUCAAUAUAGUUAACUUUUUGAAAGUGAAAGAUCCUUAGCUAAUAUAAGAAUUGAAUGAAUUGGUUAGAAUUUAUUAUUGA